Letharia columbiana is the source of this 924-nucleotide messenger RNA. RefSeq lists its product as uncharacterized. NCBI's taxonomy places the organism in Eukaryota, Fungi, Ascomycota, Lecanoromycetes, Lecanorales, Parmeliaceae. The record is from RefSeq and is a predicted model, not a curated record. The coding region runs from base 1 to 924 and encodes 307 amino acids. The transcript has 2 exons.
AUGUCCCGCCAACGCCAUGUUUACAAACUGCCAAAAGCGGAUCAAACUGCCCAGGAGCGCUUCUCACAUCACCUCACAGCCAAAUCAAUCAAACCGAAAAUGGAGUCUUUGCUAUCGCUGUCCUUCGAUUAUUUGUCCUCCUACGACGGUGUGAAAAUAAGAAAAGGUCUCCGCCAACUUGAAGGUCUCCUCGCCCAAAUCUGCCUCUCAAGAACCCCCACAGACCGCCGAAGCUCAGUAAUAUCUGGCGGGGCGUCAAAGCAGACUACAAAAGAACUGUCAUCAUUAAAAGAUGACCCCGCGUUCCGAGAGUUCUUCAAGCUUCAAGAAGGGUUUGAGUGGAAUGUUGCAAUCAGACUGAUAGCAUGCCUGGAGCGCCUUCUUUCCAAGGCCUCGAAUGGUCAAAAUGACCUCCUCAUUGUCUCAACCCUGGAGCUUCUUCAAGGCACCCUCCUCAUCCACCCUCCCUCCCGCUCCCUCUUCGCUCGCGAAAUCUACAUGAACCUGCUCCUCGACCUUCUCGACCCCACAUGCUGUCCUGCAAUCCAAUCAUCAACCCUUCUCGCACUCGUCACUACAUUACUGGCUACGCCAGCGAAUACAAGGGCAUUCGAGACGCUAGAUGGGCUAUUGACUGUUACGAGCCUUUUCAAGAGUAGGGGAACCAGUAGGGAGGUAAAGAUGAAGGUCGUAGAAUUCCUGUACUUUUACUUGAUGCCUGAGACACCGGUCUCGAAUGGUGCUGGAGGUGGACUACACAGGAGUCCGAGCAAGAGAAAGGGUAGUGGAGAGAGGGAGGGCAGGCAAGCGGGGACGAAGACGACAGAGGAGAAGCAAGGUUUGCUAGGGAGGCAUUUGAGCAAUGUGGAGGAUUUGGUGGAGGAUCUGAGGGAGAGCGCGCCCUUUGGAGCGUGUUUGGUGUAG